This is a messenger RNA of Acanthisitta chloris (rifleman), 936 nucleotides long. RefSeq names its product metabotropic glutamate receptor 7. Gene Ontology annotation, biological process: G protein-coupled glutamate receptor signaling pathway; regulation of synaptic transmission, glutamatergic. Gene Ontology annotation, cellular component: membrane. The record is from RefSeq and is a predicted model, not a curated record. NCBI's taxonomy places the organism in Eukaryota, Metazoa, Chordata, Aves, Passeriformes, Acanthisittidae. The transcript has a single exon. Gene Ontology annotation, molecular function: group III metabotropic glutamate receptor activity. The annotation marks the transcript as partial.
AUCGAGGAGAUGCAGUGGGGCCGCGGCGUGCGCUCGGUGCCGCCCUCGGUGUGCAGCCUGCCCUGCAAGCCAGGGGAGAGGAAGAAGAUGGUGAAGGGGAUGCCUUGCUGCUGGCACUGCGAGCUCUGCGACGGCUACCAGUACCAGGCGGACGAGGUGACUUGCCUGCUCUGCUCCUACAACGAGCGCCCCAACGAGAACCGCACGGGCUGUCGCUCCAUCCCCAUCAUCAAGCUGGAGUGGCACUCCCCCUGGGCUGUCAUCCCAGUCUUCUUGGCCAUGCUGGGGAUCAUCGCCACCAUCUUCGUCAUGGCAACCUUCAUCAGGUACAACGACACCCCCAUCGUCAGGGCCUCGGGGAGGGAGCUCAGCUACGUCCUGCUCACCGGGAUCUUCCUCUGCUACAUCAUCACCUUCCUGAUGAUCGCCAAGCCCGACGUGGCCGUGUGCUCCUUCCGCAGGAUCUUCCUGGGGCUGGGGAUGUGCAUCAGCUACGCAGCUCUGCUGACCAAAACCAACCGCAUCUAUCGCAUCUUCGAGCAGGGCAAAAAGUCAGUGACUGCGCCCAGGCUGAUCAGCCCCACGUCACAGCUGGCCAUCACCUCCAGCUUGAUAUCAGUGCAGCUCCUGGGGGUCUUUAUUUGGUUUGCAGUUGACCCACCCAACAUCAUCAUAGAUUAUGAUGAGCAGAAAACUAUGAACCCCGACCAAGCCAGAGGAGUGCUCAAAUGUGACAUUACGGAUCUACAAAUCAUUUGUUCCUUGGGGUAUAGCAUUCUGCUGAUGGUGACGUGUACUGUGUAUGCCAUCAAGACUCGGGGGGUCCCAGAGAAUUUUAAUGAAGCCAAACCCAUUGGAUUCACUAUGUACACUACAUGUAUAGUAUGGCUUGCCUUCAUUCCAAUAUUUUUUGGCACUGCCCAGUCAGCCGAAAAG